Molecule: messenger RNA, 1994 nt
Organism: Cimex lectularius (bed bug)
Lineage: Eukaryota; Metazoa; Arthropoda; Insecta; Hemiptera; Cimicidae
Product: zinc finger protein 287
Exons: 8
Coding region: 120-1436 (438 amino acids)
Cellular component (GO): nucleus
Source: RefSeq, a predicted model, not a curated record
UAAGAAAACAGUAGUCCUCUCCUCAGGCAAGGGAUCGGACCAGGGAUCGCCUCCCUGUCAUGUUGUGAACCGCCGACGCGUUUAUCUCUUGACCAACGGAGAACCGCAAGACUUUCGAUAUGGAAACGUGCGUGCUCAUACCCCAGGAAUUCUCCCUCGUCCUCACGGCCGCACCCGACAACCACAACCGGCUCAAGAAGAAGCUCCCGGAAAUGUCGGUGAACGUUUGGACUAACGCCAGGAUCCCACAGGGCACCCUCAUCUACCCCUUUCAGGGCACCAUCCGACUCGACAAACUCGAAGUCUAUGGAUACCUCGAGGACAACGAUAUCCGGCACAGGUUCGGCUGCUACGACGAAAUAACGGAAGUGGACCGGCGGAGGGUACGUCACUGCAAUUGGGUCCGCUUCCUCAGAACCUCGACGACGUACUCGGACCAAGUCAAUAUCAUAGGAACUAAAAUUAAAGGAGAGCCCAUCUACGAGGCUGUGAAAAAUAUCCCUGCCAACUCGGAGCUGGUCGUCUACUUCCUGCCCGAACGGCCCGAAGAGGUUUUCUUCAUGCCGGCUGUCCACUACCUACGGAACUCUCUGUACCGACGGACCAUGGACACAAUACUCGAAGAUUCUCCUUUGGAUUUGUCAAUGUCCCUCUUAUCGAGGGCUUUGAUCAGCUCGUCCGGUUCCUCGUCCCCGGGCGACACGGACGAAAGGAAAUCCGUGAGCGGCGACUCUUCCGUCAGCGGGGAAGUCGACCACGUCGUGAGGAGACAAGUCUCGCCAAAAGCGAGGGCACCUAGGUCGGAAAGGACACUCCUGCCCUGCGAGGUCUGCGGCAAGGCUUUCGACAGGCCCUCCCUCCUCAAGAGACACAUGAGAACGCACACAGGAGAAAAACCGCAUGUUUGUUCUGUGUGCAACAAGGGAUUCAGCACGAGCAGCUCUCUGAACACGCACCGGCGGAUCCACUCUGGAGAAAAACCCCACCAGUGCCAAGUGUGCGGAAAAAGGUUCACUGCCAGCUCGAAUCUGUACUACCACCGGAUGACCCACAUCAAGGAAAAGCCGCACAAGUGUUCUUUGUGUUCCAAGUCGUUUCCGACCCCGGGCGACCUCAAGUCGCACAUGUACGUGCACAACGGGUCUUGGCCGUUCAGGUGCAACAUCUGCAGCCGGGGCUUUUCGAAGCACACCAACCUCAAGAACCACCUCUUCCUCCAUACAGGUGAUAAACCGCACGGGUGUGAUCUCUGUCAUAAAAAAUUCGCCCUCGCCUGUAACCUCCGAGCACACAUGAAAACACACGAAGGUGAAUCUCAAGAAGAAUGCAGAACAUGUGGUAAGACGUUUUUGGGUGGAGACGGAAGGCUGUGCACCCACUGCCAUCCUCCGACGGUCAUCCAACAGGACAGCGAGGAAUCGACUCCUUCCGAAUAAUCGCGAAUUGCAAUUGAUAAAAAUACACUAAAACGAUCUCAAACAAGUGUGUAAAUAGCCUGGAAUGAAAAGGGUAUGGGAGAAUUAGAGUGUAGAGAAGUACAAUUAAAACUAGCUUCAAGUGAUAUGUGAAAAUUAUAAGAUGCAUUUUUUUUUAAAGAGUUGUAUAACUUUAAUUUCUCUAAUCAGCGGACAUAUUGUUAAAUUCUCCUUGUCCGCUUGAAUCAAUGUAUAAUAGCUUUAAAUCGUCGUUAUUUAAAUAUUUAUUCAUGCCCCGUCAGGUUUCAAUAUAUAACACAACAUUUGUUAGUUGAAUAGUAAUAAAUUACUAAUAAAAAUGUACAUUGUUAUAUUUAUAUCUUUUUCUACUGGCUUUAUAUUUGUGUUGCUCAAUAAUUUUUCUUUUAAUUUUUGUGUGCACUGUAUGAUUUCUUAAAAGGUUGUUAUUUAUCCGUCCAAGUUGAACAGGCGAUACUUCCCUCUAGUCAUGUAUAUAACAUGCAAUGUCGUUUAUAUCUUAAUAUUUUUGUAUAAAUAAAUCUCUCUACUUAUUAUUUA